This is a messenger RNA of Laccaria bicolor S238N-H82, 693 nucleotides long. RefSeq lists its product as uncharacterized. The transcript has 2 exons. The coding region runs from base 1 to 693 and encodes 230 amino acids. The record is from RefSeq and is a predicted model, not a curated record. NCBI's taxonomy places the organism in Eukaryota, Fungi, Basidiomycota, Agaricomycetes, Agaricales, Hydnangiaceae.
AUGAACGGAAUUCCGACGGCCCAAAUCGAGUGUCGGCGUUUGCCGAGGCUUGAUUUGGCCGUCAUCAACAGACAACUCCCACUCUCAACCACCACCAUCAUCCACGACACCAACCCACCUCGCGACACCGCCACGUCACCAACGGCCACCACGACGCACACAACGACGACGUCCGUCGUCGUUUCACCACGACCCCAACACAACACCACGGCCACGACACGGAAACGACGCCCCAACGCCACGUCACCAGCCUCAGUAAACGAGCGCGCCAACACGUUGCCACGUCGCUAUCAGCGACGUGGUAACCAGACGACGAACGACGCAAGUCGUCCUCGUCCCACCCAGCCUGCUAACACCAGGCACACGACAAGGGACAACCACGUCAACGCACAACCACGACCACCACGCCCACAGACGACGACACGCCUCACCACGUCAACGGAGGGCCACGCCAACAAACGACACGCCCACGACGACACCACCACCACGUCAAUGGGCGACGACCGCGUCAACGGACGCCCACGCCAACGGACGACGUCGUCGUCAACAGACGACGAGCACGUUAGUGGACGACGAGCGACCACCGCCACGUCAACAGACGACGACGACGAAGCCAACGGACGACGACAACGCCAACGGACGACAACGCCAACGGCCGACGACGACGAUGCCAAUGGACGGCCACGUCAAUGA